Molecule: messenger RNA, 717 nt
Organism: Linderina pennispora
Lineage: Eukaryota; Fungi; Kickxellomycota; Kickxellomycetes; Kickxellales; Kickxellaceae
Exons: 1
Coding region: 1-717 (238 amino acids)
Source: RefSeq, a predicted model, not a curated record
AUGAAGAUUUCCAAGGCCUGCCUCUCGUUUGUCCUCUUCGCUGUUGCCCUUGCCGCCCCUACCCCUAAUACCUCACAGGGUACCAGUGCGCUUGGACGUCGUGCUGGUGGAGCUGCCGCUGAGAACCCGAAUGCCCUUCUCAACGGUGUUGUCGAGGCUCUGGAGCCGUUCACAAAGGGUCUUGGAGUCACCGCGAACCAACUUCUCUUUGGUGCGGGUGCCGGUACUGGUGGAGCUGCGGGUACUGGUGGAGCUACCGGUACUGGUGGCGGUACUUCUGGUGGAGCUGCCGGUACUGGUGGUGGUGCUCCUGGUGGUGCCACUAAUACUGCCGGUGGAGCUGCCAGUGGCAAUCCGAAUGCCCUUCUCAACGGUAUUGUCGAGGCUCUGAAGCCAAUUACUAAGGCUCUUGGAAUCACCCUGGAUCAGCUCCUCUUUGGCAUCAGUGAAGCUGAUAGUGCUAGUGGUUCUGGCACUGCCGGUGGUGCCGGUAAUGCAGGUGGUGUUGGUACUGCCGGUGGUGCUGGUAAUGCAGGUGGCGCCGGUACUCCUGGCGGUGCUACGGGCGCUGCUGGUGGAGCUGCCAGUGGAGCUGCCAGUGGCAAUCCGAAUGCCCUUCUCAACGGUGUUGUCGAGGCUCUGAGGCCAAUUGCCAAGGCUCUUGGGAUUACGUUGAACCAGCUCCUCUUUGGUAUCAGUGAGGCUGGCAAUGCCUAG